GCGCCCGUCGUGACAGUGACACACAAAGCAUGCCCGAUUUCCGCAAUGAUAGGUACAAUGGYCAUGAUGAGGACUAUGCAGAAGCAGAAGCUCAGCGAUACAAAAUGAUGCGAAAGAACAAGCGCCUGCUCUCUGUUCAUCCCAUGGACUUGGAUGUGGAUAUAGAAGAGUAUUUUCCACCCCACUCUCGCACUCACUCUCGUCGACAAUCCUACCAGCAGAUCCAGGAGGAGCGAAGCGGUGGUCACCGGGGUGACACGGAGUACAUGGACUCCAUGCAGCAACAACAACAYCGCAUGAACCGUAGGAAGAGCCUGGAUAGGUACAACAUGCGCCCUGAUGAUGGGCAGUAUGGGAUGGUGCGUGCCCGCUCCCUGUCCAAGAUCAGCUCCUCUAUGAACCGCCAGCACUAUGUGGACACGUCAGAAGAGGAGGAGGGAGGGCGCAACACCAUGUACCAGACCCCCUAUCGCCGACGCCCUUCCUACAGCCGAGUUGGCUCUCACGAGAACCUGCAGGUCCACAACACAGCACCGGUGUACAUGACCUCAGGGAAGUCUUUUGACCUGGAGAAGAAGCUGAGGCAUCUGGAGCAGAGUGCCCCGAACCGCUUCGGAGGGGCCACAGACUCGGAGCUCUCUGGACCUGGAGGACGUGGUGGCCCUUGA
Messenger RNA from Salvelinus sp. IW2-2015, 668 nucleotides. Lineage: Eukaryota; Metazoa; Chordata; Actinopteri; Salmoniformes; Salmonidae. The record is from RefSeq and is a predicted model, not a curated record.